AGCAAUUAGUUGUUUGGACUUUGCAGAGUUGAACAACCAGGACAGAAGGCAGUUGAAGGAAAAUCAUUACUAUUUUAGAUCAAUGAAAUAGAGCUAUCCAGUUUCUGCAGCUCUUGUUACUGGCGAAAAUAUAAUUUACACUGAUGGAUCCGGGCCACAAACAAAAAAAGAAGAUAUUUGCUGGGAUAAAACUGAAAAAGAAAAAAGAAGAGAAAGGUUUAUUUUUAGUAAACAAAGCCAUACUUGAUGAACAAGAUGACUCUGACAAUCGGCAGUCCAGUCCUGAAGCUACUUCAGAAGCCAUUGAUGACAUUCUCCCCAGCAGUUUCUCCAGUAAUAUUUCUCCCAGGAAAAGAUCAAAACCAGUUUCCAAAAUUCAACCUACAGAGAGCAGGGCUCAACAUUAUCAGAUUGCCAUUACAAUCACUGAGGGACGGCAGUUAGCUGGGGACAACAUCGACCCGAUGGUCAUAAUUGAAGUUGGGGAUGAGAAAAAACAAACGACAGUAAAAGAAGGAACUAAUUUCCCAUUCUACAAUGAGUACUUUGUCUUUGAUUACAUUGGCCCAGCAGAGAUACUAUUUGACAGAAUCAUUAAACUUUCGGUCUGGCAUUCCAAACUGAUCCGUGGAAUAGAGAUUGGAGCAUUUAAGAUGGAUGUUGGAACUGUUUAUAACGAGCCAGGGCAUUUUUUCGGCAAGAAGUGGGCACCUCUUAUCGAUCCCAGUGAUAUUAAAUCUGGGGUGAAAGGCUACCUUAAAUGUGACAUCUCUGUAACUGGGAAAGGUGAUGUGGUACAAAUGCCGCAGAAAACCAGCCAGGCAGCCGAGGAAGAGAUUGAGAAGAAUCUUCUCAUUCCGGCGGGGUUUCCAACUGAGAGGCCAUGGGCAUGCUUUUUUGUAAAGAUUUACAAAGCCCAGGGACUUCCGAAGAUGAAUUCAAGCCUUAUGGCAAAUGUAACAAAAGUAUUCAAGGGAGACAACAAGGAUUUUGUAGACCCAUAUGUUGUGGUCACUUUCUUUGGUCAAAAGGGUCGAACAUCAGUGCAUAAAAAUUGUGCCGAGCCCAUCUGGAAUGAACAAAUAAUUUUCAAAGAGAUGUUCCCUCCGUUCUGCCAGCGAGUCAGAGUUCAAGUCUGGGAUGAGGGAAAUGUGAAUGAUGUCGUGAUAGGUACUCAUUACAUCGAUCUGAAGAAAAUAUCAAACAAACAGGAUGGAGAUAAAGGAUUUUUGCCCACUUUUGGACCAGCGUGGAUCAAUCUAUAUGGCUCCUCCCAUAAUUAUAGCCUGAUGGAUGACAAUCAGGAGCUCAACGAAGGCUUUCGAGAAGGUGUAUCAUUCAGGGGCCGUCUUCUGAUUGAAAUUACUGUGGAGAUUCUGUCAGCAGGGUCUGCUGAUCCCAAAUUCUCAAAGAUAGCAAAGGACUUGAAGGCUAUGCCCAAAGAAUUGAAAUCGAGAAAAGUUCAGAAGACAUCUUGCAUCGAAGAAGAUUCCAAGCUUUCCAGCUCUACUGAGCAGUCAGAUUCGACUGAAGUUGAAGUGGAAUCAGUAAAGCCUUGUACAUGGAUCGACGAAGACACUGUCCAAUGUUUCCUUCUGUUCGGCACCUUUUUUGAAGCAACAAUGAUUGACAGGAAGCUUGGUGAAAAGCCAAUCAGUUUUGAGAUAUCAUUAGGGAAUUAUGGGAACAUUAUAGAUAGAGCCGCACCAUCUACACCAAGCAAAAAGUGGUCAGCAGGUGCAAAUGAAGAGGAAUCUACAUCUCUGCUGCAUGCCAUUGGAUCAGAUCAAGCCUUGGAAUCUGAUAGUCCAGUUACCAAACCUGUGAAGCCCCUGAUAAUGGAGGGCAAUAGGAGUUACUUCUACUUGCCACUUGGUAACAAGAAACCAUGCAUCUUUGUCAAGAGUUGCUGGGAGGACCAACUUUUCCGGUUGCAUAUUUCCAACUUCCUGGAUAAGAUUGCUGACUUGCUUGAAGAAAGGUUAGAAGAAAUCAAAGAUUGCAAAAAGAUUUCAAACUCUCGUGUGGAGAAGAAGACAAAAGAUGUCCUGAAUGAAUUUAUAGUCAGAUGCAGACAUUUUACUGCCUUUGGACAGACAGAUGGAAUUCAUCAGACACUGCUGGAUAAGAAACGACUCACCAUGUGCAGCCAAGAACUGGAGCUAAUGUCCCAAGAAGCCAGGGUAAUUGUUCAGAAAAGGAAGACAUCCCUGAAUGAGCAGCUGAAUGUGAUCCAGAGCUACAUACAAAGAUUGCGAUUCCUGGCAGAUGAGCCACAACAUACCAUCCCGGAUGUGUUUAUUUGGAUGCUCAGCAGUAACAAGAAAGUUGCAUAUGCUCGGAUUCCAGCUAAAGACAUCUUGUUUUCCGAGAAAGAGAACGAGAAAGGAAAGGAUUGUGGAAAAAUUAAAACGGUCUUUCUGAAAUUGCCAGGGAAGCAUAUCAUGGGCUGGACCAUACAAGCAAAAGUGGACUUAUAUCUGUGGUUGGGUCCGAUGAGACAUGCAGAUAAUAUUUUGGAAAACUUACCCAGUGGAUUUGAACCAGAAGUGCCAGCUUCAGGCACUGGCCUUCAAAUUUCCCCACCCCUCAGUAUUCUUUACAAAGCUCAGCAACUGUUUCAGCUCAGAUGCCACAUGUAUCAGGCGAAAGGGCUUCUGCCUGCUGACAGCAGUGGUCUUUCAGAUCCUUUUGCUAAAGUGACAUUUGUUUCACAAUGUCAGACAACUAAGGUUAUCAUGCAGACGUUAUCCCCCACCUGGGACCAGAUGCUGUUGUUCAGUAACAUCCAGCUUUAUGGUGACGUAACGGAAAUAAAUCAGGAUCCUCCCCUGGUGGUUGUUGAAGUUUAUGAUCAAGAUGCUGUUGGUAAAGCAGAAUACCUUGGCAGCACAGUGGCGCUUCCAAUUGUGCAUCUGGUUGGGCAGGCUUAUGUUCCGUCUGUACUUCGGUAUUACCCAGUGUACUAUGGCAGUGUACCUGGAGGCGAGCUUCUUGUGGCCUUUGAACUCCUGCAGCUCCCUGAUCCAGACAAUGAAGGUGAAGGCUUACCUCCUGUUGAUAAACCUGAUACAAAUCAGAUUUUGCCAGUGCCAGCCUAUAUCCGUCCUCUCCUGAGCAAGUACAAGGUGGAGGUGUUUUUCUGGGGUCUUCGUGAACUCAAGCGAGUGCAGCUCCUGGCGGUGGAUCGUCCUCAGGUUUUCAUUGAAUGUUCUGGGACAAUCAUCAAAUCUUCUGUCAUUCAGAAUUACAAGAAAAAUCCCAAUUUUACAGUGCAAACAGACAGUUUUGUUGUGGAACUACCUGAGAAUGAACACCUACAUUCAUCGCUCUGCAUUUCUGUUGUUGACUGGAGAGCAUUUGGCCGAAGCACUUUUAUUGGGACACACACAAUCAAUUCACUGAAGCAGUACAUUUGCAAACCUCAGCAUCGCCAUCCAACACGAAGCAGGACAAGGAUUGCCACUGAUGCUGCCGAUGCAGUGCAAAUGGAACACGGGAGACUGGAAAGCAGCAUGGAUGUAAGCAUUGAGAUAGAGAAGCCAUCUGCAUCCACAGGGUCGAGCACUUUCCAAUGCUUUCAGAAAAGAAGAUUAUCACAAAAGUUUACUUCUCGGAGGAAAAAGCCCUCCACUGACGACAGUGAAAGUGUUGUAGACUGGUGGUCAAAGUAUUACAGUUCUGUGGACAAAGCUCAAAAGGCAAAGCUGAAAGGUUCAAGCUCCAGUCAACACACCCAGGGAACUGAGAAUGUAUUUGAUGUACAUGAUGCUUUUGAUGAUGCUGGGAAGAGGAAGAAAGAUGAAUCAUUCCAUUGUGGGCAAAUGCAGAACUCUUCAUUAGCAACUCUGGAGGUCUAUGAAAAUGAAUUAGAAAAAGCAUUUGACAACUUUAACGAUUGGGUACAAACAUUUGACCUCUUCCGCGGCAAAGUGGGUGAAGAUGACCCAAGUGCAGAUGAUGAAAGAAUUGUUGGAAAGUUUAAGGGUUCAUUUUUCUUGUGGAAAUACACCGAUGAUGGCAAAACAGAAGAAGAGUACACAAUGCUGCAGAGAAUACCAUCCAACACCCUUGUUAAAGUCUUAGUCCGAGUCUAUAUUGUCGCAGCUGACAAUCUGCAUCCAGCAGAUCCUGAUGGAAGAGCUGAUCCAUACAUUGUCCUGCAGAUUGGGAAGACUGAAAUUAAGGAUCGUGACAAUUAUAUCCCGAAGCAGUUGAAUCCACUAUUUGGAAGGUCCUAUGAUAUUGAAGCUACAUUCCCAAUGGACUCUAUGCUCACAAUAGCAAUCUAUGACUUUGACACGAUUGGAAGAGAUGAUUUGAUUGGACAAACGAAGAUCGAUCUGGAGAACCGCUUUUAUAGCAAGCACAGAGCUACCUGUGGAUUACCCAGCAGAUACGAAAUAGAAGGUUACAAUGCCUGGCGUGAUGCCCUGAAACCAACAGCGAUCCUGACCAGAAUGUGCAGGGAAAAUGGAUUCCAAGGACCUUUCUUCAAAACGGGAGAGAUUGAAGUGCAAGGGAAAGUUUUUCAGGGCAAAACGACCUUUCUGGAGGAUGAUGAACUGGUGGUAUCCCAUGAGCACCUGGCUUUAAAUGUACUAAGACAGUGGUCAAGACUCCCUGGGACUGGAUAUAAGUUGGUUCCUGAACACGUUGAGACAAGGCCCCUCUACCAUUUUGACAAGCCCGGCAUUGAACAGGGCCGAGUUCAGAUGUGGGUGGACAUAUUCCCAUCGGAUAUGCCCCCUCCAGGGCCACCUGUUGAUAUUUCUCCUCGCAAGCCUAAGGGGUAUGAACUAAGAAUAAUUAUUUGGAAUACUGAAGAUGUUGCACUAGAAGAUCAGAAUAUUAUUACUGGUCAAAAAUCAAGUGACAUCUAUAUCAAGGGUUGGCUAAAAGGAAAAGAAGAAGAUAAGAAAGAAACAGAUGUACACUACAACUCUUUGACUGGGGAGGGAAAUUUCAACUGGCGUUUUAUUUUUCCUUUCAACUACUUACCUGCUGAGAGACUGAUGGUUAUAAACAAGAGACAUUCCAAUUUCUCCUUGCACAAGACAGAACGCAAAGUUCCUGCAGUCCUUGUACUUCAGGUCUGGGAUUUUGAUAGGCUUUCUUCUGAUGACUUUCUGGGGUCUGUGGAGCUGAAUCUGAAUGGAUUCCCUUGUGGUGCAAAAGUGGCCAAGAAAUGUGGCUUACAUAUGCUUGAAGAAGACUCUCAGAUUAAGCAUGUCUCAGCAUUUCAGCAAAAGCGUCUGCGGGGUUGGUGGCCAUUGGAAAAGUCUGGAGAACUCACAGGCAAAGUUCAAGCUGAAUUCCACCUGCUCACUGCUGAAGAGGCGGAAAAGAAUCCAGUCGGUAGUGGUCGUAAAGGACCAGAGCCUUUGGAGAAGCCCAACCGUCCCGAUACUUCUUUCAAUUGGUUUAUGAGACCUUUCAUAUGCGUCUAUUAUCUGAUCUGGAAGAACUACAAGAAGUAUAUCAUUAUUGGGUUUCUUUUGCUACUUUUAACAUUGUUUAUUGUAUUGUUGAUCUACUCACUGCCUUCUGCAGUAAGCUCAAGGAUAGUAAAUGGAUGAAAUUAAAUUUGAAUUGAAAUUGCUGGGAAGCACUUACUGACAUAUGUUCAGCCUAAGGCCAUGUUUUAGACUUCAGUUUCACGUUAUUAUAGUCAUAGAACUGUUUAAAUUAAAAAGUACUUCGUAAGUCACAAUAUUUUUAAUGAUUGGAUGAUUUUGCAACAAUACUUCAUUCUAUUUCUUUGCAAUUUUCAUGUGAAACUUUGAUAUGUUUUGAUGUAAUCUUCCUGAUUCACAAGAUUAUAAUAGAAGCCUAAAUUAAUCUAUUGUUGUGGUCCUAUCUCUGCAGAACUGUAUAUGAAAUACAAUGGUAAUAUUUUCAGCUGCAUUUUAGAGAGGACUGGCCAGUAUGUUGCAUGGACAAUGAUUUUGCUGUUUGUUUUACACCUCAAGUUUUGAUUAGUCAGUGUUAUAUAGAACAGUGCAGCACUGAACAGGCCAGUUGGCCCACGAUACUGUUUCAACCCUUUAACUUAGUUUAA
Mobula hypostoma (lesser devil ray) is the source of this 6061-nucleotide messenger RNA. RefSeq names its product fer-1 like family member 6 (gene fer1l6). The transcript is spliced from 41 exons. Gene Ontology annotation, biological process: plasma membrane organization. Lineage: Eukaryota; Metazoa; Chordata; Chondrichthyes; Myliobatiformes; Myliobatidae. Gene Ontology annotation, cellular component: membrane. The coding region runs from base 144 to 5579 and encodes 1811 amino acids. The record is from RefSeq and is a predicted model, not a curated record.